Molecule: messenger RNA, 2202 nt
Organism: Triticum dicoccoides
Lineage: Eukaryota; Viridiplantae; Streptophyta; Magnoliopsida; Poales; Poaceae
Product: L-type lectin-domain containing receptor kinase SIT2-like
Exons: 1
Coding region: 1-2013 (670 amino acids)
Biological process (GO): protein phosphorylation
Molecular function (GO): carbohydrate binding; ATP binding; protein kinase activity
Source: RefSeq, a predicted model, not a curated record
AUGCCUAGCAAGAAGAUUAUGUUCUUCAAACUGAUCGUAAGCCUUAGCCUUGCUGCUCGCAGUACUGGCAAUGGGGACGAUCAAUUUGUAUACUCAGGCUUCACCGGCAGCAACCUCGCCCUUGAUGGCAAUGCCAGGAUCACGCCGAGCGGUCUCCUCGAGCUGACCAAUGGUACAGCUCGGGUUAAAGGCCAUGCAUUCCAUCCAAACCCCAUGCGCUUCCACAAAUCUCCCGAUGGCACGGUGCAGUCUUUCUCUGUAUCGUUUGUGUUUGCCAUCCUCUCCACCGACCCUGACUUGAGUGGUCAUGGCCUUGCCUUCUUCAUUGCACCAACCAGGAAUUUCUCAGCUGCAUUCCCAACCCAGUACUUGGGCCUCUUCAGUGACCAGAAUAAUGGUGACCCAAACAACCACAUUUUUGCGGUUGAGCUUGACACUAUCCAAAAUUAUGACUUAGAAGACAUCAACAGCAACCACAUCGGCAUCAACAUCAACAAUCUUCACUCUGUGCAAUCUCAUGAUGCUGGCUAUUACAGUAAUCAGAGUGGCAUCUUUGAGAGGUUGGCACUCAAUAGCCACAAGGCGAUGCAAGUGUGGGUGAACUAUGAUAGAGAGGCCAUACAGAUCAAUGUGACCAUGGCCCCCAUCAAUCUGGCAAAACCUGAGAGGCCACUGCUUUCAACCACUUUUAAUCUCUCGACAGUAAUCACUAGUCCAGCAUAUAUUGGCUUCUCAUCCUCUACAGGCACAGUCAGCGCGCAGCACUAUGUGCUUGGUUGGAGCUUUGGCAUGGACAGCCUCGCUCCACCCAUCGACAUUUCCAAACUCUCUGAGCUGCCCCGUCUUGGUCAGAAGGCUCAGUCCAUGAGAUUACAUAUACUUUUACCAAUAGGAAUUGUGGUGUUCCUCUUUGCAGUAACUGCUACCAUCUUUCUGCUCAUACGGAGGAAUCUAAGGUAUGCUGAGCUAUGUGAAGAUUGGGAGGUUGAGUAUGGGCCGCACCGGUUCUCGUACAAGGAUUUGUUUGAUGCCACAGAAGGAUUUAAAGACAAGAACCUACUAGGUGGUGGAGGGUUCGGAAAGGUAUACAAAGGGGUGUUGCCUAUAUCAAGAUUCAAUAUCGCUGUGAAGAAGGUGUCACACGACUCAAAACAAGGAAUGAAGGAAUUCAUUGCAGAGAUUGUUAGCAUAGGCCGCCUUCAACACCGCAAUCUUGUCCAGUUACUGGGAUAUUGCCGGCGAAAAGGUGAGCUUCUUUUAGUAUACGAUUAUAUGCCAAAUGGAAGCCUAGACAAAUACUUAUAUGGCAAAGAUGGAAAGCCUAUUUUGGAUUGGUCUCAGCGGUUUCAAAUCAUCAAAUGUGUAUCAAAUGGAUUACUCUACCUUCAUGAGGAGUGUGAGAAAAUUAUCAUACAUCGAGACAUCAAGGCAAGCAAUGUGCUCAUCGACACCGAGAUCAGUGGGCGAAUAGGUGACUUUGGUCUUGCAAUGUUGUAUGACCAUGGUAGCGACCCAGAAGCCACACAUGUUGUUGGCACCAUAGGAUACCUAGCUCCAGAGCUUGCACGCACUGGCAAGGCAACCCCAUUUACAGAUGUAUUUUCCUUCGGUGUGUUCAUUCUUGAGGUCACCUGUGGGCAAAAGCCCAUCAUGAAAGAUACGGAGGAAAGCCAUCUCAUGCUAGUUGACUGGGUGCUUGAACAUUGGCGUAAAGGUUCACUCAAUGAUGCAGUGGACAUCAAGCUUCAAGGCGUAUAUGAUGUUGGUGAAGCAUGCUUAGCACUAAAGCUAGGAUUAUUGUGCUCUCACCCAUUUACAAACAUAAGGCCAACUAUGAGGCAAGUCAUGCAGUACCUCAACAAGGAAAUGCCACUACCGGAGUUGAUGCCAACACAUUUAAGCUUCUGCAUGCUUGCUUUGAUGCAGAGCGAAGGUUUCAACCCUUACAUCACAUCACAUUCUUCAUCAGCAACGAGCUUUGGCACAAUGUCAAGCCUUUCAGGAGGAAGAUAAGUAGAUGGCACACAUAUGCAUCAAUACUGCAGGGUGUGCUUGCUCAUAUGUUUGGCAUGCACACAUAACCGGAUUUGUGACUGCAAGUUCUAUAGUUCUUAAGUUUCACAGCAGUUAUUUUCAUGUGGAGAUUGUGUAUAUAAAUUUGAUAUUUGUUCAAGGCCUUGUAAUAAAUGACACAGUGGGUAC